Messenger RNA from Eremothecium gossypii ATCC 10895, 408 nucleotides. RefSeq names its product Bol3p (gene BOL3). The coding region runs from base 1 to 408 and encodes 135 amino acids. Lineage: Eukaryota; Fungi; Ascomycota; Saccharomycetes; Saccharomycetales; Saccharomycetaceae. The record is from RefSeq and is marked provisional. The transcript has a single exon.
AUGUUCCGAAAAGUUCUCAGGCUGACUGCUCACGCGCACACACGUAUAUCUGCAGAUCACGCAGAUUUAAACUUCAUCUGCUGCUCCCGUUUCAUUAUUUGCCGCUCAAACGACCCCAUGUUAGCUAGAGGUCGGCUUGUGGGCUCUUACUCCCGUCUCUUCGCGCGCUAUUAUACUAGCACGCCGGAAGAGGCGCUCAUUACGCAAAAGCUAACCGACGCGCUUGCGCCGGGGUAUGUGAAAGUCACUGAUGUGAGCGGGGGUUGUGGUUCGAUGUUCACGAUCGAUAUCCGGAGCACACACUUCAAGGGCAAGAGCAUGGUGCAGCAGCACAAGCUCGUCAACCGCGUGCUUGCGGACGACAUCAAACGCUGGCAUGGGCUGCAGCUGCGUACCAAAGCUGAAUAA